Molecule: messenger RNA, 1148 nt
Organism: Scatophagus argus
Lineage: Eukaryota; Metazoa; Chordata; Actinopteri; Scatophagidae
Gene: twsg1a
Product: twisted gastrulation BMP signaling modulator 1a
Exons: 5
Coding region: 187-855 (222 amino acids)
Biological process (GO): regulation of BMP signaling pathway
Source: RefSeq, a predicted model, not a curated record
GUUGCUGUGUUAGCGGCGAGCAUAAAGGAGGUGAAGAAACGCGUUCGUGACGGGCGGCGGGCGGCUUACGUUCCUCACGUUUUCUCCCCCGCGUGUGAAAUGAGACAACGCGCAGAAAAGUGGUGAAACGUUAAAAAAGCGGAGGGUUAGACGGUGUUUCCAGUGUCGUGCUGGUGAGCCGUCAGGAUGAGGCCCGCUCAGAUGAUCCUCCCUGCCGCCGCCGCUCUGCUCUUCCUCCUGUCGAGUCUGACUCUGACCUCCGGCUGCAACAAAGCCCUCUGCGCCAGCGACGUCAGCAAGUGUCUCAUCCAGGAGCUGUGUCAGUGCCGCCCGUCUGAUGGGAACUGUUCGUGCUGCAAAGAGUGCAUGCUGUGUCUGGGGAACCUUUGGGAAGAGUGCUGCGACUGCGUGGGGAUGUGUAACCCCAAGAACUACAGCGACUCUCCAGCCACGUCGAAGAGCACCGUGGAGGAGCUGCACCGUCCGAUCCCCUCGCUGUUCCGCGCCCUCACCGAAGGCGACGCGCCGAUCAACAUGAUGGUGGUGUCUUUCCCCGUCGCCGAGGAGCUCUCCCAUCACGAGAACCUGGUGUCCUUCCUGGAGUCGCUCGACAACCAGCACCAGAACGUCUCGGUGCCUGGCAACAGCAUCCACGCCAGCUACGACGCUCAAGAAAACAUGUGCACUGUGGUCUACUUUGACGACUGCGUGUCUAUCCGUCAGUGUAAACUAUACUGUGAGUCAAUGGGAGGAUCCAAGUACCGCUGGUUUCACAACGCCUGCUGCCAGUGCAUCGGACCCGAGUGCGUGGACUACGGCAGCAAGGCAGUGAAGUGCAUGAACUGUCUCUUCUGAAGUGUGGACACACAUUGGUACCAAAUGUCUGGGCUGUACCAGAGGACUGUGGGCAGAGGAAACUAUGACUGUUUUGUGUUAGCAUUCCUCAUUUACCUUGUAAAAUACCCCCAAACCCCCUCCUCUUACCCCUGCAAAUUGUUUUUAUUCUGCUGUUAUGUUUCACUGUAUAUUUUUAGAUAUGUUUGCAAUAGUGUUUUUUACUAGAGGUGUAUAUGAAUAAUGUAUUUUUACAAUUAUGGUCAGCUAAAUCCCUGUCUCGUGCCAAAUAAAGAAAAGUUUGGUGACAUGGA